Hydractinia symbiolongicarpus is the source of this 744-nucleotide messenger RNA. RefSeq lists its product as uncharacterized. The coding region runs from base 279 to 587 and encodes 102 amino acids. The record is from RefSeq and is a predicted model, not a curated record. The transcript has 2 exons. NCBI's taxonomy places the organism in Eukaryota, Metazoa, Cnidaria, Hydrozoa, Anthoathecata, Hydractiniidae.
GUUGAUUUAGGUGGUGUUUUAUUUCUCAAAUUGUUGUGAAUAUAAUGGUAAUGUACAUGGCGGUCGUAACUGCGAUGUGACACUUCCAACACUUUCUCGUAACAACGAAACACUUCUCGUAACAACGAAACACUUCUCGUAACAACAAAACACUUCAGCGGCGCAUCUUAAAAGUGAUCAUUACUUACAUUGGUUUGAGGUUCAAGUGUCGUUUACAAUCAAUCCUGUUAUUUAAAGUAUGCUUUGAAAAAAAUCGACAUUUUGGCUUCAAAUUAAAGAUGACGACGACAGAUAAAGAAAAAGCCGACUUCUUUCUUUUUGGAGUUAUCGGUGCAUUCAUCUUCUUCACUUUCAUUGCAUUUCUCUUUAACGAAGGAAGACACUUGUGCGUACUGCCACUCCUGAAAAAACUGUUUCCAAAUAGAAAAUUUAAAACUGAGAAUGACGACGACGACGAAACGUCAUCUGACGACAAUGUGUCGAGGUCAUCACGUGGUAUACACGGCAAUCGAACUUCAGUGAUAAGCUUUGGAAAGCAGGAUAAUUUUACACUUUCUUUCUCAGGAGUAGCUACUGCUGCUGUUUGAGAAUAAAGAUGCACUUCGACUCUGAAAUAUAUCGUGUAGACGUUGGUAGUUUCACACUGGCACUCUCUUCACUGCAGCUGCAAACAGAUAUUUAUUUUGUUUAAGACGUAUAUUUGAAAGUGUAGCAUUUAACAAAAUAAAUUAUAAAUUGUUUUUA